Messenger RNA from Rubroshorea leprosula, 2076 nucleotides. NCBI's taxonomy places the organism in Eukaryota, Viridiplantae, Streptophyta, Magnoliopsida, Malvales, Dipterocarpaceae. The record is from the annotation of a GenBank genome assembly.
UGUCUGAUACUAAGGUUGCCUUCAAACUGUAAAUUUUAAUUCCAACUCUUAAGUCUAAGCUAAACAAUUACUAAAACUUACCUUACUGCAGCCUUAAGUUAACAAAAACUCCUCCCAAAGCCUUCUUAAACUUGCUGUUGGUUCUGGGUUGCGGAACCUCCUCCUUUCCCUGUUUUUCCUGUGUCUGCUGCCCAAACAUUUGGCGCCGUCUGUGGGAAACUGAACAAGAAGUUGUGUAACUUAACCUGCUGAAAGAAAAAUGGUUCGAACCUUUACAGGAGGUCGCCCCCCAAGGCAUGAGGUGGACGAACAGGAUGACGCUCAAGUAUCUGAGCCCGGAUUGAAUGACUAUAGGCCAAUGCCAAGAAACCUUUUCGUCGGAGGAGCCGAACAGGAUCACCUGAGUGAAACAGAUGACGAAAGAACGCCAACUGGGUAUGCAACCCAGCCUGAACAGUUCCAAGUUCCAACAGGGACAAGACAAAGACCUUCUAGACCACAUAACUCACAGCAUGAACGACCUGAAAGGAGAUGGUAUCACAAACUCCCCAGACAUUCCAUAGACUCGUACUCCCAGCUCGCCAAGCUAUUCUCCAACAAAUUUGCGAGCCAAAGGGAAAUUAAACGUACAGCAACUGAACUAAUGCAGGUUCACCAAAAAGAGGGAGAGUCUUUGAGGGACUACAUGCAACGAUUCAAUAAAGCUACUUUGGACAUUGAUAACGUCCCUGAUACCAUUUGCUUAUCUGCCUUGUUGCAUGGCUUGAAGCCUGGCCGAUUUUUAGACGACCUGUUGGAGAAUCCACCCAAGUCAUGGAAUGAAGUAAAUGACAGGUCGGCGAGCUUCAUAUUGUUCGAAGAUUUUCAAUCUUCUAAGAGACGAGCUGAUGACAGGCACGGAAAAGAACUCAAGCAGCCUGAAAACAGAGAUGACAAGAAGAAACAGAAGGUUGGCGAGCAGAGAGGGAAACCACCCUCUUAUCCAAAAUAUGACAGCUACAUACCCCUGAGCUCGCCACGAUCCCAGAUAUUGUCACAGAUACAGCAUUGGGUCAAGAGACCCCCUCCACAGACGCAUGAUUCUUCACGAGCUGACAGAAGCAAAUACUGUGACUAUCAUCGUGUCUACGGCCAUAACAUAGAAGACUGUCAAAGUCUGAAGGACGAGCUCGAAUUCUUGGCUCGCAAUGGAAAAUUGGAGGGGUAUGUGCAGAAGCCUUUUGUUCGGCAACCCACCCAGACCCAUUUUGUACAAGAGUACGGCCGACCUCAAGCACCUGGGUAUCAGCUCGGUAGCAAUCCAAAUUCUUACCAGACAGCACUGAGAUCGUUCUGCAAUGACUAUGGCAUUGAGCUCUCCUUAACAUCUGUGUACACCCCGCAGUCAAACGGACAGGCCGAGUCUGCCAAUAAAAUCGUUUUGCGAGGCCUCAAGACGCGUGUUAUAGCUGCGCGUUCUAAUUGGGUUGACGAGCUCAAUAAAGUACUUUGGUCAUGUCGCACGACACCCAACUCGGCCACGGGCGAAACUCCGUUCAGCCUGGCAUAUGGAGCUGAGGCCGUCAUCCCUGUCGAAGUUGGUUUGCCAUCUAUUAGAUCAGAUCGUCAAGAUGAUCAGAAUAAUGGGCAACUCCUAAGAGAAAACCUAGACCUAGUGGAGGAAGUCAGGCAAAUGGCUCGAAUUAAGAACAUGGCACACCAAAGCCGUGUGGCAAAGUUUUAUAACAAGAGAGUUCGAGCUCGACAGUUUCAGGUCGGCGAUCUGGUUCUACGCAAAGCUGGAUUAACCAAUGCCUAUUCGCAUAUGGGCAAGCUCGCCCCUAAUUGGGAAGGCCCUUAUAUGGUUAUUAAUAUUAAACGACCUGGGUGUUAUCAACUAGCAGAUUUACAAGGUCGUCCGUUGUCGUUCAUCUGGAACAUACACAAUCUUAGAAAUUUUUAUAGUUAACGUGUAUAUUAUUAGUGCUCAGGUCGUUACUGAUCAUUUGUAAACAGUGACUUAUUGAACAUUCAACAUAGAAAUUUCAGAACAAAAGACUUGAACUUGUAUUUUAUCAAUGAAAUUUUACAAGUGUA